Molecule: messenger RNA, 2250 nt
Organism: Lodderomyces jiufengensis
Lineage: Eukaryota; Fungi; Ascomycota; Pichiomycetes; Serinales; Debaryomycetaceae
Exons: 1
Coding region: 1-2250 (749 amino acids)
Source: RefSeq, a predicted model, not a curated record
AUGACAAAGUUUUAUUCGAAAAGGCUACUAUUAAAAUUAUUACUACUAUCAACUAUAAUUUGUACUAUUUUUAUAUCAAUAAAAUCAAUACUAGUACGACCUACAAUAAAACAAUAUCAAAAACAACUAAAUGAACAAAUAAAAUUUAAAUACAAUGAAAUUUAUUACAAUUUUCUAGAAACUAAUUAUGAUCUAAAUAAUGAUAUCAAAUUUAAUGAAAAAAUUAACAACAUUUUAAAUUUUUUAUUUUCAAAAGAUGAUGAAAAUAAAUAUUGGGAUUUAAAUCCAUAUUUAAUUAAAAAUUUACCUUUAAAAAUAAAUAUCCCAGAUUAUUAUUUUGAUGAAUCUAUACUAAAACCAAAAAUACAAGAAUUUGAUCCAAGUUUUACUAUUGGAAUGUAUUAUCAUUAUAUUAUAAAUUCAAAUAUGCAAAAUUUAAAUGAUUUAUCAGUACCUUUCCAUUGGUCUGAUUGGGUUGAUUUAACAAGUUUAAAUAAAUUUAUCUUCCCACCAAGUAAUAAUAUAAAUUUUGAUGAUACUAAAAUACAGCAUAGCAUAAAUCAAUGUUCAAAACUUUUUAAUAUCUCAUCAAAUGAAACUAUAAUAAAAGGUUCACAAAUUAAAAAUAUAGAUGAAUAUUGUAAAUAUGAUCCGUUCACAUUAAUCGGUUACGAAAUUUUUAGCGAACCAGGGCAACAAAGUAUAGAAAAUAGAAAAUUAAUCGGGAAAUCAUAUUUAUUACAAAAUGCUCCAUCACCAAAUAAAUUAAUAUUUUUAACAAGUAAUAAUUCUUAUCAAAUUAAUAUAGAUGAAAACGAGGAAAAUGACAUAUCUAACGCUUUAUUGAGAAACGAAAUGGUUGAAUUAUCAGAGUUAAAAUCAAUAGAUUUAUUAAAUUCAUAUUCAAAAUUGUUAUUAAUACCUCCAACUCCAUCAAUUUAUGAACCAUUACAAGAUCAAUUAAUACAUAUACCAGAAUCAAAUUUUAAUAUAGACCCAAAUGAAGUGAUCAGUAACUUAUUGAAUCAAGAACAUAAAACCGCAAUGGAUAAACAAUUUUUACAAUCACUUCAAUUUAGUUAUAAUCAUCAAGAUCCACCCAAAUAUUUCUAUGAGGCAAGUUUAUUAAAAUCAAUACCUGAUUCAUGGCAAGGUGAACAUUAUGAUUGGAGAUUUUUCAAUGGUAUAACUUUAGGUAAUGAUGAACAAGCAAUUAUUUUACAUAGAUUGAUUAAAAAUUAUUUGAAUUUUGCUAGAAAUCAUGGUAUUGUUACUUGGAUAGCUCAUGGAUCUUUAUUGAGUUGGUAUUGGAAUGGGAUGGCCUUUCCAUGGGAUACUGAUAUUGAUGUACAAGUUCCAAUUGCUGAUUUAUAUAAAUUAGGUCAAUAUUAUAAUCAAACUAUUAUUGUUGAAAAUGUUGCAGAUCAUAAUGGAGAAUUUGAUGGUAUGGGUAGAUAUUUCAUGGAUGUUGGAUCAUCAAUAACUCAUAGAACUAAAGGAAACGGAAAUAAUGCAAUUGAUGCAAGAUUUAUUGAUUUAGAUACUGGUUUAUACAUUGAUAUAACUGCUUUAGCAUUAACUGAUUCAAAUUCACCAGAAAGAUAUAGAAUACAAACCAACUACAUAGAAGACGAGAAUUCAUCAUCAUCAUCAUCAUCAUCAUCAAAAUCAAUUAAAAAUUUUGGAAAGGUAAAUAAAGAUUUACAAUUAUAUAAUUGCAGAAAUGAACAUUUUGCAUCAUAUAAUGAAAUAUCACCAUUAAGAAAAUCAUUAGUAGAAAAUCAAAUAUCAUAUAUACCUAAAAAUUUUUUAAAUAUGUUGAAUAAUGAAUAUAAUAUGAAUUCAAUAAUUAAAAAAUUUCAUAGAAAUUUUACAUAUUUGAAAAAUUUAAGACUUUGGAUAAAUACAAAAUACAUCAAAAAGUCAAUCGGUAUCAAAACUAUUAAUGAUGAAAAUAUUACUUUCAAAGAAAUGGUUAAAUUGAAUAAAAUAUCAACAAAGCAAAUCGUUAUGGUUUUAAAUGAGUAUCCCAAAUUUUUAAAAGAGUGGUUAAUUACAAAAAAUUUCACAAAUCUACAUAAUAUGGAAUUGAAAAUAUUAAAAAAUAAUAAUUUAGAAAAUUAUGAUCCAAAUAAUGAAGGCAUGAAAAAAAUUAACCAACUAAUUAAUUCAAAUAUAAAUUCAAUUGGUAAAUCUUUAAGACCUGAUUAUUUCAUGGAUAAAUUAAUGAUGAAUAAUAAUGAUGUAUAG